CAACUUUCGGGCAAACGUUUCAAUGUGUGAUUACUGAAUUUCUUUCACUAGGGAUGUCGUAAACGUGUACGUUGAAUUUUUCAUUUAAAAUAAAUAGUUAUAAUAAUAUUUAUCAAUCGGAGCUGUAAAAUAACUAAACCUCAUUAUGGCAACCUUUAAAGAUGAAAAACCGGCCGUAGCGUCAGAUAUUCAUAAAAUCAGAAUCACUCUAACUUCGAAGAACAUGAAGAGUUUAGAAAAAGUAUGCUCGGAUUUAAUCGACGGUGCCAGGAAGAAGAAGCUGAAAAUCUCCGGACCGGUGAGAAUGCCGACGAAAAUCUUACGAAUUACUACCCGUAAAACACCCUGCGGUGAAGGUUCGAAAACCUGGGAUCGUUUCCAAAUGAGAAUCCACAAGAGAGUUAUCGAUUUACAUAGCCCUUCCGAAGUUGUAAGACAGAUUACAUCGAUUAGUAUCGAACCGGGUGUAGAAGUUGAAGUUACUAUCGCUGAUUCGUAAUGUGUUGAAUAAACCUUAUUAUUACUAUU
Molecule: messenger RNA, 528 nt
Organism: Planococcus citri (citrus mealybug)
Lineage: Eukaryota; Metazoa; Arthropoda; Insecta; Hemiptera; Pseudococcidae
Gene: RpS20
Product: ribosomal protein S20
Exons: 3
Coding region: 146-499 (117 amino acids)
Biological process (GO): translation
Cellular component (GO): cytosolic small ribosomal subunit; ribosome
Molecular function (GO): structural constituent of ribosome
Source: RefSeq, a predicted model, not a curated record